AUGCCGGCAACACGAAAGCACUUACACAUAGCAAAACCACGUCGUCGACAACGCGCCGUGAGUCUAACAACUCGAGCCUCACGCUGCGGCGUCAAAAAUUAUGUGAACGUAUUGAAAUCUCUACACUCGCAAGUGGAAGACUUUUUUCCGGUCACCAAAGAAUACAUGCAAGAGUACAUUGAAGUGAAGCGAAAACAAAACAGCAUCAAGGCGAAUUCAUUGGACCAAUAUUUUCAACAUAUUGAAAGUUAUAAUAUGGCAUUGGGUCACGGGUGGGAUUCCGAGGUUUUUGAGCCAAUGAUGCGUGAAGUGCUGGAGGAUCUUGAACAGGCUGAGGGAAAAAGAAAAAUUGAAAGAAAGAUGGUGGAUGUUAAUAAUAUUACUGCUAAUGCUUCUGAAGAAGGAGUUGUCGCUAGCUCUAAUAUUAAUCCCAAUAACAAUGGCAUGGAUAACAAUCAUGGAUAUGCUCCCUCAGUAACACUGUCAUGCUUUGACGCAUCACACGGAUUAAAACUUGAGAGCACCUUACAAAUAUCCCUUGCCAAUCUUGAUCCAAACGAUCCUUUGCUCUCAUUGCGAAGUUUGUGUGACUCGGUGGCGAGAUCACGAUUUCCAAAACGAUGGGGUGACGUGGACCCUUCGAGAAUAUAUUUUCGUAAUGACAUGUGGAAUGACUCGCAACCGUUGCCUUUGCACGACGAGAAUUCAUUCAAAAUGUUUUGGUCGUUGCAUCAUAAUGCAUCGGUACCAGGUAGUGAGGUGCAUUUGGUUGUGUAUACACGACGAAGUUCAGGUACAGAUAUCGAUCCACUGUCAACAUCGAUACCAAUUGCUCCUUUAACUCCACGAAAAAGCCCACCACGGAUUACAAAUCCUGCCCCGGCAAACCUUGAUAUGCUUUCAGAGAGUCUCGCUCCAUCGCCGACAUUUCAACAGGUGAAAGCCAUAACAAUCAGAUCACCCACUAAAACAUACAAAUCAAAUAUUGCUGUGACCGACACUACCACCUUUGACUCAUUACUCAAAUUCGCCAUCAAAAAACAACCACCACCCGGUAAACAAUUUGUGUUGCAAAGUGCUGAUGGAGAGUUGGAAUAUAUGCCCGAAGAUCACGUAAGAAAGGUGAUUUUUGGAACUGGGCACGCAGAAGUGAUAGUUCGAAUUGAGGAUAUGCGAGAGAUCGAUUUUACGCAAUUUUGA
This is a messenger RNA of Ambispora gerdemannii, 1200 nucleotides long. NCBI's taxonomy places the organism in Eukaryota, Fungi, Glomeromycota, Glomeromycetes, Archaeosporales, Ambisporaceae. The record is from the annotation of a GenBank genome assembly.